Messenger RNA from Coregonus sp. 'balchen', 3539 nucleotides. Lineage: Eukaryota; Metazoa; Chordata; Actinopteri; Salmoniformes; Salmonidae. The record is from the annotation of a GenBank genome assembly.
AUGGGAACUCAUCGGUCCCGAGGCGGCAGCGACAGCAGUCUUCUGCUCAUCCCAGAGGUUGUUACAGGGCGGCAGAAGGGGGAUAAUGACGAUGACUCGCUGGAUGGAUUGGACAGACAGGAGGACAUUGCCCAGUUCCUUUAUGUAGAGUUUACUGGCAGGGACAGUAUUACCUGCCCAACGUGCCAAGGCACUGGCCGCAUCCCCUCAGGUGAGACAUUUGCUGUCUGGAUGCCUGUCGGGCUGGGCAUUGAUUGCUGUACUACAGUGGUCACCAACCGGUCGAUCUCCAAAGCAUUCCUAGUCGAUCACCAAAAAUGUCUGAAAAACCCCCAAAGAAAAAGCCUUGCAUUCCUAUUUUUUUACAUUUGUUUUGCGCUGAUUCAACAGCCCUAGCGCCUGGAAGGCAAAGUGUUCCAUAUUGAACCAUUUCAUGUGUCUGUAGGUAGAACUCCGUCUACCCGGCAGGUCCAGAGAGCAAAUCAAGUGCACCUAUAGGCCUACCGCUGGCCAAUCAUAUAGCUCAGAUCACCAUGUCUGCACAGUUUCCUCGAGCCAUAGACUGUAAAAAGAAGCCUUGAAUGCACAGCGAAGUUAAUACUGUGAGAUUUCAAAACGUUUAAAACCAUAACUAGAGAGAGACUCAACGAGUUCAGAAAAGAGCUGCUAAUUUUAUGAGUAAGUUCGUGUUUAAGUUGUUAUUCAGCACUGUCAACACUUUUAUAAGCCAUAAAAUGUGUGUUCUCCCUACUUCCACUCACGCUACAACCAGCACUGCAGCUGCAAUGAAUGACUAUAGCAAAGUGUUCCGAUAAGCGGUUUAUGUCUUUUUAAUAUCAAGGAGUAUUUUACUUUCUCUGGUCAUAGGAGUAACAACAUGAAUUGGUGCAUGAGGCAGAAAUAAUGCAGUGCGACUUGAGUUUCACCAUCAGCUGGAAGACUGUGUCCCCUUUUCUCAGCGGAGGGAUGGUGAGUCGGGUGAGAGGCAGCCUCACCGCUGCUCCCUCCCUCCCCUCAGACUGACCAUCAGAUGCAGCCCAUCAGUCCAGUAAAAAACAAAUAUAUAUACAGUACCAGUCAAACGUUUGGACACACCUACUCAUUCAAGGGUUUUUCUUUAUUUUUACUGUUUUCUACAUUGUAGAAGAAUAGUGAAGACAUCAAAACUAUGAAAUAACACAUAUGGAAUCAUGUAGUAACCAAAAAAGUGUUAAACAAAUCAAAAUAUAUUUUAGAUUCUUCAAAGUAGCCACCAUUUGCCUUGAUGACAGCUUUGAACACUCUUGGCAGUCUCUCAACCAGCUUCACUUGGAAUGCUUUUCCAACAGUCUUGAAGGAGUUCCCACAUAUGCUGAGCACCUGUUGGCUACUUUCCCUUCACUCUGCGGUCCAACUCAUCCCAAACCAUCUCAAUUGGGUUGAGGUCGGGUGAUUGUGGAGGCAAAGGUCAUCUGAUGCAGCACUCCAUCACUCUCCUUCUUGGUCAAAUAGCACUUACACUGCCUGGAGGUGUGUUGGGUCAUUGUCCUGUUGAAAAACAAAUGAUAGUCCCACUAAGCACAAACCAGAUGUGAUGGCGUAUCGCUGCAGAAUGCUGUGGUAGUGAUGCUGGUUAAGUGUGCCUUGUAUUCUAUAUAAAUCACCAACAGUGUCACCAGCAAAGCACCCCCAAACAUAUGACUGGUACUGUACAUGCCCAUCAGUCCAGUAUGAUCACUCAGCUGUGGCUCACAAGUUCUACAACAAAUUAUCUAUUACCGGUGUGAUUGCUUAUUUACCUACAUUUUUUAAAUGUAAUUUCAAAAGGGUCUGAGAAGAACAACAUUGGCAGAGCAAUUCAAGCAUAGCCAAUAGCCAAUAAUGUAUUAGGCUUGUAGCCUACUGCACAAACCUCAUUGCUACAGAACUGUUGUUAAUUGGUUAAUGUUGCAUACGUUUUUUAAGUCAUGUUUUUAACAAAUCUGACCGGUAGCUCUCGGCUUGCAUUUUGACUCAAAGUGAUCUUGACUCAGAAAAGGUUGAUGACCACUGCUGUACUACAUAUCGGAUGUGGUAUUAUGGUGUGUUGUGUUGAGGUCAAAACAUUGUGUUCUCCCAUUUGACUUAUCUCUCUCCUGUGGUCAUUGUCCUUCAGAGCAGGCAAAUGAGCUGGUGGCUCUGGUUCCCUACAAUGACCAGAGGCUCCGGCCCCAGAGAACGUAAGUUGUCCGUCCUGCAGCUACUCUACUGCUAUGCCUUUUUCUGACCAGUUUAUAACUGGAUCGGUCACAUAUCUAUCACAUUCUGUAAUUUUACGUUGCUACACAGUUUGUAUUCUGGGCAACUGUGAUUGUAAAAGUAAACAGGAAGUGCUAUGUUUGACAGGGAACUGAAUGUGGUCCUCUCGGCGGUGCUGUGUCUCCUGGCCUCCUCAUUGGUGGUCUUCUUCCUCUUUCCCUGCUCUGUGGUGGUGGAGGACGAUGGGAUUACGCUCCAUCACUGUGCAGUUUGACCACGUCAACACUAAGGUCCUCAUGAAUAUGACAGUAGGUCAAUAAAUCGUGUUAAGACACACUCUGUUAGUUGGACUUGAGAUGGUCAUUUGACUCAAACUGUGCCUGUUGCUUAUGGUGUGUUCUGCUGACUGUUCAUUUUCCCUGGUUGUGUUUGUCAGAGCUCCUUGAACUUCAGCAACUCCAACUUCUUCACGGUGAUGGUGGACAGUCUGCGCUGCCAGGUUCUCUAUAUGAAAACAGUUAUAGGCACCAUGCAGCUAGACAAUGUAGUCACCAUCCAGCCCCUGAGCCAGAGACCGGUAGGUGUACUGUACUGUACCAGGGGCCUGCUGUUGUCUCAGAUGCAGUGAACCAUCUCUGGAGUUAACACUUCGGGCACAUUCACUCCACGUUACAUUUAGUUGAAUGAUUGACAUGCAUACGUUUCUUGCUUUAACUCUACCCCUUGUUUGCAUUUUCUGCCUAAACUUGAGUUGACUGUUGGUCUUUAAAAAAAAAAUGUUUUACUACAGGUGAACUUCAUAAUUAGCGUUGAGAUCAGUGGAAGCGCCUCCUAUGUUUAGUAAGUUAAAUACACCUGUAAAGGCCUGUCUUUUUUUACAGUUCCAAGUCCUGUAAUUGUUAAUAUAGAUUUCUAUAUGUGAUUGUGAAGAGGUCCUAACCACCUUUUUCACCCUUCAGUGCUUUCUGCACCAUGGCAAGCAUCAAGGUUCACAAUAUUGUGGUUUUCAUGCAGUAAGUAUAUCCUACCUCCUUAUUGUGAAACCACAUCACUUCCAUCUCUACUUCUUGCAAUUAUGUCUUCAUGCAUUUACCCUCUCUGAUAUUGACUUAUUUUCGAUACAAUUGUUAAUCAGAAUUAUGUUCUUUGUUCCCAGGACAUCUGUGAAAACCUCCUACAUGGUGCGCACGACCCAGAAUACCCUGGAAGCCUAUCGCUACAUUGACUGUGGUUCCAACUCCACGGUUCACCAGCCCCAUGCCGACCGUGGCAGUAACUCUCCCUCCCCCACCCACUACAGUCACCACCAACCACAGUGGUGA